AAAUUCGGCUGCCUCUACCUCCUCCCGCCGCCGCCGAAAAGUCUUUGCUCUCGAAGGAAGGGUAUCCCCCGUCGCCUUGUCUUAGCCCCGGGUGCUUCCUUUUUCCUUCCAACCAAGCCCUCCUUUCUUCAAUUUAUCCAUCUCCUUUCGCCCUAAUCGAAUCCUUCUUCUUCACAUCGACCACCCCCUUUACAGACAGCUGAGCUGAAUCGAUAGCCGGACAGCAAUGGCUUACGUAGAUCACGCCUUUUCCAUCUCGGAUGAGGACAUGACGUUGGAGUCCUCUUACAGCCUCAACAACCGCCCUCCCAUCAAAGAGAUCGCCCUCACCGUUUCUCUCCUCGUCUUCGGAACCCUCGGCAUCGUCAUCGGCUUGAUCAUGGCAGCCAAUCGGAUCGGCGGCGACAGAGCUCACGGGAUUGUCUUCGCGGUACUGGGGUCGCUUCUGUUCAUUCCGGGGUUCUAUUAUACGCGGAUCGCGUACUAUGCGUACAAAGGUUACAAGGGUUUCUCAUUUUCCAACAUUCCCCCUGUCUAGGGAGAGGAAGGAAAAUCCAGAUAAUUCUCUGUGAUUAGGGGAACCUCAAUCUCCUGCCUCUUCUGUACAGAUCUCUUUUUUUUUGUUCCGGAUGUUUGUCUUUUUAGCGUUCCUUUUUGUUUGUCUGGUCUUUAUUCUGUCUCAUCAACAAUGAUGGUUUGUGUAGAUGCUACUUCUUGAGAAUAAUUGCCUGCUUGCCUGUUCUUCUUCUUUUAUUUUUUCUUAGUUCUCUUUUUCGUUUGGGACAUGUGAAACUUGUCAGCAGGUUGAUUCCAAGCUUUUGAAUAUAAUAUUUACGUUCUAUAUGUGGAUAAUACAA
This is a messenger RNA of Diospyros lotus (date-plum), 857 nucleotides long. RefSeq lists its product as uncharacterized. Lineage: Eukaryota; Viridiplantae; Streptophyta; Magnoliopsida; Ericales; Ebenaceae. The record is from RefSeq and is a predicted model, not a curated record. The transcript is spliced from 2 exons. Gene Ontology annotation, cellular component: endomembrane system. Bases 227 to 538 code for a protein of 103 amino acids.